AGAGAACGUGUGAUGCGCGCGCGCGUGUGUGUGUGUAUCGGUGUUCAAUGAUACGUUGUCGGUCAGUCGGUGUUCAUUUAGUGAAUCAGUUUGAUCAGUUUCUUCAAGUCUUUUGCCGUUCGUUUACAUUCGGAUAAUAAUGUUGUGGAAUGAUGUCGUUUAUGUACUACUACUAUUAUUUUCCAUAGCGAUUGGGCCGUUCUACCGUAGAAUAAAAGGACCUCGUGCGAAACAAUGGGUCGCAACCCUCCUCGGCUUCGCAUUAGUGGUCUGUGUUUCAGGAUUGUCGGUCUUACAUCCAAUCGUUACCGUAUUCGUCAACGCCAUUAUUAUAACCAACUUGUCAUGGAAAAAAUGCCACCUGGUCAGCUUGUAUUUCUCCUUUUUCUAUUUACUGGUGAUCUUUCGAUUGGGCGACUAUUUUGGUUUACCGAGUCCGCCGACUCACACGAAUCUCGUCGUAAUGAUUCUCACCUUAAAGCUACCUGGACUAGCGUUUGAGAUCAACUCGGCAGCUACCGCACCAACCGAUGAUGCUCAAGGAGCGAAUUCCAACGCGCUCAAAAAAAUUAAUUUCAUGGACGUGAUACAUUAUAGCUUCGGUUAUAUGGGCGUACUGACAGGUCCGUAUUACCGUUACCGAACAUAUUGGGAUUCUCUGCACAGACCGUUUUCCAACUACGUCGACCCGUGGCCGCUCACCUAUCACAAACUCAAACAGAUCGCGGCGUUUAUCGUAUUGUUUCUAGCGAUAAACUACCUCUUUCCCAGCGACUACACGCAAACUGUCGCGUUCGAAGAGCACUGUUUCUUCUAUAGAUUUUUUUAUAUGUAUCUGACAUUCACUGGAUUUCGACUGAGAAUGUUUAUUGGCAUGGCGCUGGCCGAAUGCGUCUGCCAAAUGUCGGGACUAGGAGCUUAUCCAGUCUGCUGCCAGUCUGCACCCGGUCUGGGCCCGCGCGAUUACAAAACGAUCGAAAAAUUGUCGUUUGAUCAUGAGAGAGCGAAAAAAGAGGAGCAGGAUUUUGAAACGGUGCACAACAUGAACGUAUGGGAAGUGGAAUCGACUCCGUUUGUCAGGCAUACGAUGAAAAUGUGGAAUACGUGCAUACAAUAUUGGAUGGCUGUCUGCAUUUACAAAAGAUUCCCUCACAAAGGUUUAAGAACCGUCGCCACGUUGACUUUAUCUGCCCUGUGGCAUGGUUACGCCGCAGGCUACUACUUUUGCAUCUGUCAAGUCCCACUUUAUCUACCUUUCGAAGACCUUUGUAAUAAAUUUUACAAUCAAUGCGAAGAAAAUGGAUUUGGCAGAAAAGCCUGGGGAUUCUUCAUGUGGUGGGCGAAACUUACGUGUAUGGCAUAUCUUGGCGUACCCUUCCAGUUACUGGGCUUCCAGGAAAUAAUAUACUUUUACAAAAGUCUAUACUUUUCUGGACAUAUCUUAGGGCUUGUAGCCUAUCUAGUUUUACGAAUUCUAAAAACUCACUUUUUGAAACGUCAAACGGAAGAGCAUAAGAAGAAAUAAUUUUUUUUGCGCAAGUGCGUUAGCUUUAAAGCAGAAGUUCCCAUUAUUAUGCAAAGUGAAAAAACCGCGUCUCGAGCCAUUUAGUCAUUUUUUUUUAACUGUUGAUUCACUAGACUAGAUGAAUCUUAUGGACCAGGAGAUCGGUUUUCAAUUGUUAUUUAUAUAAUUAUAAUUAUAAUUUUUUAUAAUUGUUAUAUUUUUUUCUUGUUUGAUUUUUAAUAUUUCUUUUAUUAUGAUUUUACUUAUGAUUUUACGUAUGUCCUCAUUUAUAAACACAAAUGUGUUUAUGAAGUCAUAGAAUUUGCUAAAUCUGUAUCAAUACUUACAGAUUCAGUCAACAGUAAUUUGAUAAGAAAUAUCGUCACAAAUAAAAUUUUAUUACAAGAGACGAUAAGUAUUCCCAACAUUUCUAUUAAUGCUUUUAAUGUUUUUUUAUAUUCCAUUACACUCGGCGUAAUUUUGAAUGUUAAAUAUUCGUAAUUUUUUCGAGUCCAUUAUUUAUGCAAUGUAUAUAAUUAUUUUCAAGAUUUAUUAAAAUAGGAUUUUAAAUAAAAGUAAUUCUAUUUUUCGAAAGUAUGAAAUGAAGAUGAUUUAUGGUUAGUAUUCAGUUCUUAUUUUAAGACCGUCGUGAAUAAGAUGCUGUCUUAAGAUGUAACACAACUCUGUGACUUAUGAAAUCUUAAGACGAUUUUAUAAAUAUUAAGAACCGACUAUGAAUACUUAAAACAGUGUGAAGACAUUUUUCUUUUUUCAUUGGAAGACAGGAAUCCCUGCUUUAAGAGUCUCAAAAGAUUUGUGUUGUUUUCAAGUCAAAAUAACAAUUUAUUAUUUUCCGCGUAGUUUUUUUUAUAAAACGGAAUCAAAAUAGUUAAUAUUUUUUUACUUGACACAUUUUUACUUGUUGAAUAUUGGAAGAUAUUGUAAGUACAAAUCUGGGUGCCACUUGUUAAUUGACGCCCUGCAAAUUGAUAGGAUUUGCUACAGAAUUUUUUUACGAAAGAAGAAAAGGAACGUCAUACAUACUACUAGAAUGUAUAAGAUAGCCGACAGUAACAUCCGUAAAUUAUCGAGAAGAGCAAUAAAAAGUCUAUUUCUUUAUUUGGUAAA
Molecule: messenger RNA, 2632 nt
Organism: Wasmannia auropunctata (little fire ant)
Lineage: Eukaryota; Metazoa; Arthropoda; Insecta; Hymenoptera; Formicidae
Gene: frj
Product: lysophospholipid acyltransferase 7
Exons: 6
Coding region: 140-1525 (461 amino acids)
Biological process (GO): lipid modification; phosphatidylinositol biosynthetic process
Cellular component (GO): membrane; mitochondria-associated endoplasmic reticulum membrane contact site
Molecular function (GO): lysophospholipid acyltransferase activity
Source: RefSeq, a predicted model, not a curated record